Messenger RNA from Aspergillus lentulus, 774 nucleotides. Its product is annotated as SDR family oxidoreductase. The record is from RefSeq and is a predicted model, not a curated record. Lineage: Eukaryota; Fungi; Ascomycota; Eurotiomycetes; Eurotiales; Aspergillaceae.
AUGGCCUCUUCCAAAGUCUAUGCCAUCACCGGUGGUGCCUCCGGCAUGGGUGCAGCGACCGCACGCCUGCUAGCAGAGCGAGGCGCCAGCGCUAUUUGCAUCGCCGACAUCGUGGAUAAGCACUUCACCGAACUGACAGCCUCAAUCAACCAGCUUAACCCAUCCACCAAGGUCCGAUGUCAAAUCGUUGACGUGAGCUCCUCCGAGUCCGUCGACGACUGGAUACAGGACAUUAUCACAACCUUCGGAGACCUGCACGGCGUUGCUAACGUGGCAGGGCUUCCCCAGCCCAUCGGCGCGCGGGGCGUCCCCGCGAUUGUGGAAGAAACGGACAGCGCUUGGGAUGGGAUCCUCAGUGUCAAUCUGAACGGUGUCUUCUACUGCACCAGGGCCGCCGUUCGAGCGAUGAAGGAGCUCCCCUCUGCCUCGGAUCGCGCAAUCGUCAAUGUAGCUAGCAUGGCUUCGCUGCAGCAUAAUCCUGACGCUUACGCCUACCGAACCUCGAAGGCAGGCUGCGCUCAUUUGACACAGAGCGUGGCGAAGGAUACCAUAGGCCUCGGAAUUCGUCUAAACUGCGUUUCCCCUGGUGUGACAAACACCCCGAUGCUCAACAAGUUUUUUGAUGUAUCAGACGACGUCAAGAAAGAUUACCUCAGAAGUGGAUGGACUUCAAUGCAGCCAGAGGAUGUGGCUCGAGUGAUUGUCUGGCUCUUGAGCGAGGAUUCAAAGUGCGUUUUUGGCGCGAAUAUCAACGUUGGCGCUGCAGUACCCUAG